CCUCUCUCAAGUCUAGAGGGUUUUCGAACUGGCCGCAUCCUUUUUCAACCCCCCACCCACCACGCAACAAAAAAAAGAAAAAAAGAAAAAGAAAAAUUGUGAUUCAAUUAGAUGACGCGUCUUUUCUUCUGCACUACACUCUUGAUGAUGGAUAAUGUUGCUGAUGAUGAAAUCGAAUUCUGGAUUGGGAGGUUUUGGAAAAUAAGUAAGAAAAUAUGUGAGACGACAUCGGCUAAUCGCAGAUCAAAGCUAUACGACCACUUUUUAGGAUCUACUCCUUAUGCUCGGAUCGAGCAUAAGUAUUUGAGUGAAAACCUGAUUUUCAGAGGAACCGAGAGACCAUUCUUUGGGAAUGAUUCAUCCACCGCGCCAACCAUUGGGAUUAGCCCGAUAUCGAUUCCUGACAUAUCUAGCUUGCCUCGGAGUGACGGACUCGCAGCCACCGGGACUGAUUCUCUUAUGACUCCUGGCAUUCCUCAGAUGCCUACGGAUGAUGUACCUACAGGCCCAGCCGCUUGGGCCGAUACUCUUAUGACUCUUGGCAUUCCGGCUGCGUCUGAGGACGGGGGGAUUGCAGACAAUCAUCAUGAUGGAUUUGGUGAUGACGAGAUCCAAAACGAGUCUUUCGUGGGAUCUUCUCAAUCGGAGAUUGAAUGUCUCCGUCCAUGGACUGAAGCAGUAAAUUCCAUCCCCUUACCAGAAAAGGCUAUCACAUUGCAAAAGAAAUACGAUAGGAACUAUAAAAAGAGGAGAGAUGACAUUAAAAAUAAGGAUCGUAUAAUAAAGUAGAGACUAGAAAAGGCGAUGUCAGAUUAGUUGAGGGAAAUGAGGAACAAGGACUACGAGAAGGCUGUUAGGCAUGGCAGUGAUCUAUUUACGAAAGUACCGCCUAAAGGUUAUCGAGCCGUUUUGGGGUGGAUGAGCAACAUUCCAGUUGGAGAUUACGCCGUCAGAUUUAAUAAUUUGAUCGACUGUUUAAUCAGAGACCCACAUUAACAUCGCUCAUAACUUUGAUGAACAACAAUGGAAUGAAAUAAAUAAGAUAUGGGGGGGCUUAUGAAUCACUAUUGCCUUGAGGAAAACCCGGACUCCUGGGAUUACGUAAUGAGUAGAGCGAGCAAGAUGCUUCGGGGGUAGAGGAGUAGACUUAAGAGUCAAUACUUUACAUAUAUAACCAUUGAUUGGAAGCGGAUUCAUCAGCUUGAUAAGAGGGUUCCUCCUUAUAAUUGGAUGACUCAUUAUCAAGUGGGAGGGUGAGAGGAAGGUGAGUUAUUUUUAAUUCAUUAUAUUAUCACCACACAUACUGAAAAAUUACUUUAUUUUGAAGGAUAAAUGUUCGAUAGCAUCGGCUAAUCGCGAUGCAAAGCUAUAUGAUCACUUUCUAGGAGCUACUCCCUACGCUUGGAUCGAGCAUAAAUAUUUGUGUGAAAAUCUGGACGCCUUGACUAUGCCGUCAACUCUUCUUGCUAGAAGAGCAUAUACACCACCCGAGGGCUAUGAUAAGGAGGAAAAGAUGACAAAAAUUAAGGAUAUGCAUGAGGCGCUUGACGCUUCACAAGACUGUCUUGUCCCAGUUUCAGAGCAUAGAGAACACUCCUACCGAUCCUAAUCGCAUGACUAGAGAGCAAUGGAGGGAAAUUGUUGAUGGAGUUUAUGGCUCUAGACCAAUCAAGAAAGGGAGGGUGUCUUUAUCAAGUGCAAAAGUUAGGACAUUCUCGACUAGCAGGAAUAUACAAAGCGACUCGUCCGUGACCUCAAAGCGACCAUGUGAGACAUCGUACACCGUGGCUAAAAUUGGACGGUAUUUAAUGGAUAAUGUUCAACCCUCCAUAUUUUUUUAAUUUAUUCCAAUUAUUAUGCGCGAGCUAGGGGGUGCACAAUCGAUUUGAAGGAGAUUCUUCCUGAGUCGAUAUACUUAGAGAUCUUUAAGUUGGCGUUUGACGAGCAUGAAGUUCAUGGUGGUGGAGAGGUUAGAGGAGGUACUCCCGUAGGGAGCAGCAAUACGAUACGACGUUCUAAUACAGACGAUGCUGAUAACGGGGAUGCCGGCAAUGACGAUGACGAUGAGUGAGUGAGACUUGUGUUAAGACAUAUUAUGACUUUUGAAUUUUACCUAUAUGUAAUAUAUUUGUGAUUUUAUUGUGUAGUGAAUGAAUAUUAUUUGAGCAUGCGAGAUGUAUUGUGAUUGUGAUUAUAUGAAGAGUAUUGUUCGAUAUUGUGGAUUGACGGAUGCAAUUGGAUGAGUAUUCAUUUGGAA
This is a messenger RNA of Asparagus officinalis (garden asparagus), 2257 nucleotides long. RefSeq lists its product as uncharacterized. The transcript is spliced from 12 exons. NCBI's taxonomy places the organism in Eukaryota, Viridiplantae, Streptophyta, Magnoliopsida, Asparagales, Asparagaceae. The coding region runs from base 112 to 789 and encodes 225 amino acids. The record is from RefSeq and is a predicted model, not a curated record.